Messenger RNA from Arabidopsis lyrata subsp. lyrata, 1454 nucleotides. RefSeq names its product xyloglucan endotransglucosylase/hydrolase protein 22. Gene Ontology annotation, cellular component: apoplast; cell wall. Gene Ontology annotation, biological process: cell wall biogenesis; xyloglucan metabolic process. Bases 455 to 1303 code for a protein of 282 amino acids. Gene Ontology annotation, molecular function: xyloglucan:xyloglucosyl transferase activity; hydrolase activity, hydrolyzing O-glycosyl compounds. The transcript is spliced from 2 exons. NCBI's taxonomy places the organism in Eukaryota, Viridiplantae, Streptophyta, Magnoliopsida, Brassicales, Brassicaceae. The record is from RefSeq and is a predicted model, not a curated record.
UCUUUUUUGGUUAAUAACGGAAUCAUUUGGUUCUAUUAGAGUAAAACUCCACCUCUGUCAAGGUCGGUCCAAGCCGGUGGUAAAGUAUCCAACUCUCAAAUCCAACUUUUUCUGAGCAAAAACUCCCAAAAUCCAAAUUAAUUUGAGCCAAAAGUAACAAUAUUAAUUAAUUUUACUAUUCAAAAAAAGAAACACCACUAAACAAAAACCGCGUGAUUUCCAAAGCCAAUAAAUAAAACACAGGCUUUUACUACAAGAUGGCCCAAUCACCAGCUGUUGCCUCAAAUACGCGGCUUCUUCUUUCACCUAACCAAGUAACGAACCUUCCUCUACACGAACCGCCUCUCAAAAUCUUCACUACUAUAUAUACAUUCUUCCAUAAACCCUCAAAAACCACAACAAACCAAUAACUCAAUACAAGAAAAUCCACAAACUCAAAAACAAUCUCUAAAAAAUGUCAAUCACUUACUUACUUCCUCUGUUUAUUUCUCUCAUCAUCUCCUCUGUUUCAGCUAAUUUCCAAAGAGAUGUUGAGAUUACUUGGGGAGAUGGUCGUGGACAGAUCAAGAACAAUGGAGAGCUUCUCACUUUAUCUCUAGACAAAUCCUCUGGUUCUGGAUUCCAGUCCAAAAACGAAUACUUGUUCGGUAAAAUCGCCAUGCAAAUGAAACUCGUCCCUGGAAACUCCGCAGGAACAGUCACAACACUUUACUUGAAAUCACCUGGAACAACAUGGGACGAGAUUGACUUCGAGUUUUUAGGUAAUUCAAGUGGAGAUCCUUACACACUUCACACAAAUGUCUACACACAAGGCAAAGGAGACAAAGAACAACAAUUCAAACUCUGGUUUGACCCAACAGCUGAUUUCCACACUUACACCAUUCUAUGGAACCCACAAAGAAUCAUCUUCACCGUCGAUGGAACUCCGAUUAGAGAAUUCAAGAACAUGGAGUCUCUAGGCACUCUGUUUCCCAAGAACAAACCAAUGAGAAUGUACUCUAGUCUUUGGAACGCUGAUGAUUGGGCAACGAGAGGUGGUUUGGUCAAAACCGAUUGGUCUAAAGCUCCUUUCACUGCUUCCUACCGUGGCUUUAAACAAGAAGCUUGUGUUUGGUCAAACGGCAAGUCUUCUUGUCCUAAUGCCUCCAAACAGGGGACCACUGGCUCGUGGUUGUCACAAGAGCUUGACUCAACGGCUCAACAAAGGAUGAGAUGGGUGCAGAGGAACUACAUGAUCUAUAAUUAUUGUACGGAUGCAAAGAGGUUCCCUCAAGGUCUUCCUAAAGAGUGCUUAGCUGCAUAGAGAGUAAAUCGUUGAGAGAUGAACAUAUUUUACUUUUUCUCUGUGGUUAUAAAAUUCUAUUCAUUUUAUUGUAGAUCACGUGAAUUUUAUUGAUUUGGUUGUAGUGUACUAUAUAGUUCCCCUUAAAGUUAUAAUAUUCUCUUUGUUACAA